Molecule: messenger RNA, 3675 nt
Organism: Ochlerotatus camptorhynchus
Lineage: Eukaryota; Metazoa; Arthropoda; Insecta; Diptera; Culicidae
Exons: 1
Coding region: 1-3675 (1224 amino acids)
Biological process (GO): DNA integration
Molecular function (GO): nucleic acid binding
Source: RefSeq, a predicted model, not a curated record
AUGGACUUACCAUCCACCUCCGUCGAUGCUUCUACUUGGAGCAUUCCACCCGGAAUCCAGCUUGCUGACCCAACUUUCCACAGCCGCAAAUCAAUCGAUCUAGUACUAGGCGCAGAGGUCUUCUACGACAUCUUCCAUGUCUCGGGUCGAAUUCGAAUUGGCGAUGCACUUCCACCUCUCAUCAAUUCCACGCUCGGUUGGGUGGUUUCUGGAAGAGCCUCCAGUCCACAACCGAAAAGACCACUUGUCGCAAACGUUGCCUCCAUCGCCGAUCUGUCUCAGAUAAUGGAACGUUUUUGGACAAUCGAAGAAGAAACUUCGUCACCAUCCUAUUCCGUCGAGGAAGCCGCAUGUGAAGCACACUUCCAGCAAACCGUUUCUCGAAAUCAGCAAGGUCGAUACAUCGUUCGCCUACCGGUGAAACCUGACGUCUUAACUUCACUAGGCGACAACCGUCGCACUGCCGUACGAAGAUUUCGCAUGAUACAACAGCGAAUGGGAACCGAUCCACAACUUCGUAUACAGUACGUCGACUUCAUGAAUGAAUACCACGCCUUGGGACACAUGCAAAAGGUCGCCGACUACGAAACACCUCCCAAACCUUGCUACCAUCUUCCGCACCACGCCGUUGUCCGAGAGGAAAGUACGACCACCAAAGUACGCGUCGUUUUUGAUGCGUCGUGUAAAACUAGCCAAGGACGUUCGCUAAACGAUGCACUCAUGGUGGGACCCAUCGUCCAGGAGGAAAUGAGGUCCAUCAUUAUGCGAUCGAGAACCCGCCGCAUCAUGUUGGUUGCUGAUGCAAAGCAGAUGUUUCGUCAGAUUCUGGUUGAUGAACGCGACACCCCGUUGCUGCGCAUUGUAUGGCAAAUUUCUCCCGACUUACCCUUGGACACGUACGAAUUGAAAACGGUAACCUAUGGGACAGCAUGCGCACCUUUUCUAGCCACAAGAGUUCUACAACAGUUGGCUGACGACGAGCAAGACAACUUUCCCCGAGCUGCCGAAGUACUGCGAAAGGAUUUCUAUGUAGACGACCUUUUCUCCGGAGCAGACAGCGAAGAAGAAGCCAUCGAACUUCGUGAACAGCUCGACACUCUUCUUUCCAAGGGAGGAUUUACCCUACGCAAAUGGGCCUCCAACAUUCCUGCAGUUCUCCAUGAUGUCUCUCCCGAUAAUCGAGCACUACAACCAUCUGUAGAUUUCGAUCGUGACCAAUGCAUAAAGACGCUGGGACUGCAUUGGGAACCCUCUACCGAUUGCCUCCGCUAUCGUAUUUGUCUCUCCCCCGACCCUGUAGAAGCUACCAUCACCAAACGAACAGUGCUCUCUAAAAUUGCACGACUUUUCGAUCCGAUUGGAUUAGUCGGACCUGUGGUAACAUCGGCAAAACUCUUUAUGCAAGAGCUGUGGACGCUGAAAAACAACAACGGUGAAGCCUGGGGCUGGGACGAGGAAUUACCAGCAGCGAUCAAGGAGCGUUGGCUGGCCUACUGUGAACAACUACCUCGGCUUAAUGACCUGCGAAUCGAGCGAUGGGUCAUCUGUUCUACACCGACGUCGAUCCAACUGCAUUUCUUUUCAGACGCUUCAAAGAAUGCAUAUGGUGCAUGCUGUUAUAUUCGUUCAGCAAACUCUUCCGGCACCAUAAAGGUCGCACUACUAACAGCACGAUCUAGAGUUGCACCUCUUAAGCAGCAAAGCAUCCCCCGCUUGGAGUUGUGCGGAGCCCUCCUCGCAACAGAACUGUUCCAGAAGGUCAGAGCAUCACUGAACCACACCGGCGAAGUCUACUUUUGGGUGGACUCAACAAUCGUACUCAGCUGGCUGAAAGCACCACCUACAACUUGGGUUACAUUCGUCGCCAACCGCGUCUCAAAAAUACAACAAGCUACUCAGCACUGUGCUUGGAAUCAUGUCGUUGGUCAACUCAACCCAGCGGACUGCAUUUCCCGAGGAACAGAGGUGGAAACCAUCCUGCACAACGACCUGUGGUGGAGCGGACCACCAUGGCUGCAUCUCGAACCCUCUUCAUGGCCCAACCAGCUGACGAGCAAUAUUACAAACGAAAUUGCGCUUCCCGAAGCACGCAAACUACCACUGGCAGCGACUGCAAUAACCACCGAGCCUUCGUUCGUCGAUGUACUAGUGAGCAAGUUUUCGAACUACUUCCGUCUUCUACGCGUCGUCGCAUAUUGUCGCCGGUUCAUACGGAACUGCAAGCCAUCUGCACAAACAACACAUUCCUUCCUCAGCUCAGAAGAACUUGGAGAAGCCGAAGCUACCGUCAUCCGAUUGGUCCAGCAACAGUCCUACAACGAAGAAUGGAAAACUCUACAAAAAUUACAACCAGUUUCGCUCAAAUCCAAACUCCGUUGGUUUCAACCCUUUAUCGAAAGCGAUCAACUAAUGAGAAUCGGCGGCCGCCUAAAUCAAGCCCCUCAACCUUUCGAUAGUAAGCACCAAAUUAUCCUGCCAGCAAAGCACGGCUUGUCCACUCUUCUACUUCGUUCGCUGCAUGAAAAGCAUCUGCACGCCGCCCCUCAGCUUCUGGUCAAUAUCCUCCGCCUGCGAUACUGGAUCACAGGGGCCAGAAACCUGGCAAAAACUAUCGUCCACAAUUGCGUCACCUGUGUAAGAGCCCGUCCAAAACUGCUGCAGCAGUUUAUGUCAGAGCUACCUGCCUCACGAGUUACAGCAAGCAGACCAUUUUCCAUCACCGGCAUCGAUUACUGGGGUCCAAUUUCACUCCAACCCCCACACCGUCGCGCCGCUCCCAGAAAGGCUUACGUCGCGGUGUUUGUUUGUUUCUCGACUCGGGCGGUACAUUUGGAACUGGUUGCCGAUUUGACUACCGCCAAGUUCUUGCAGGCUCUCAGACGUUUCGUAGCACGACGAGGACUUUGCAACGAAAUCUAUUCCGACAACGGGCGGAAUUUCAUCGGUGCAGCUAACGAGCUACGCAAAAUGAUCCAAAGCAAGGAACACCAUAGAGCCAUCGCAGACGAAUGUGCAUUCCACGGCAUCCGAUGGCGCUUCAACCCUCCCAAGGCAUCACACUUUGGUGGUCUGUGGGAGGCAGCAAUCCAAUCCGCGCAGAAGCAUUUUGUGCGGGUUCUUGGCACUAGCACACUCGCUCACGACGACAUGGAGACGCUGUUGUCGCAGAUAGAAUGCUGCUUAAACUCACGCCCGAUUAUCCCUCUGAGCGACGAUCCGACAGAUUACGACGUGCUUACUCCUGGACACUUUUUGAUCGGGUCUGCGCUCAAAUCUGUUCCAGACGUUGAUGUCUCCGAAAUCCCAAGCAACCGAUUAGCCAAGUGGCAGCAAAUCCAGAAGAACUUCCAAAUCAUCUGGAAGAGGUGGCACUUGGAGUACUUAGCCACCUUGCAACCGAGAACGAAGUGGUGCAAUCCGCCAAUCGUAUUGGAGAAGGGUCAACUAGUCCUCCUUAUGGACGAAAAAACUCCGCCUAUGGCCUGGCCAACAGCGAGGAUCGUAGAAUUACAUCCUGGAGCAGACGGAAACACACGGGUGGUCACUCUCCGCACCGCCCACGGCACCUACACUCGCCCCGUUAGCAAGAUUUGCUUACUGCCGAUUCCAUCAUCCAACGAGAAAUCAUCAAAACAAACCAUUCGUCCAGAAGCAGAAUCAAAACACCAACAAUAA